Messenger RNA from Spirometra erinaceieuropaei, 2416 nucleotides. The record is from the annotation of a GenBank genome assembly. NCBI's taxonomy places the organism in Eukaryota, Metazoa, Platyhelminthes, Cestoda, Diphyllobothriidea, Diphyllobothriidae.
AUGGACACUGGAGCCCGAAUCAGCGUUGUUCCCCCAACUGCAGCUGAUCGUCGUUUCCCUAGCCCUGGUCUUCACGUCCAAACUGCCAACUGCUCCCCCAUUCCCACUUUUGGCAGUCUGUCCCUCACCCUGAACAUUGGCCUUCGUCGGUCAUUCACUUGGAUCUUUGCGAUUGCUGAUGUCCCUCAGGCAAUCCUCGGCUCGGACUUUCUUGCCGAGUUCGAUCUCCUUGUUGACCGCGGACGUGCCCGUCUCCUCGACUGCACAGUCGGUCUGUUUGUUCGUGGACUAACUUCUUUUACUGCCCCCACAACUCAUCUUUUUUAAAUACGGAUACUGAUAGCACCUUUUGGCAACUACCUCUUAGUCAUUUCAAAAUAAUUAACCAGCAGUUUCGCAGUGGUGAGGUUCAACAUGAUGUUGUGCACAGUAUUCGGAGCUUAGGCCGCGAAGGCGGAAUUUGAACGCAAGCUGCAACUGGGAAUACUUCGACCGUCUGAGAGCCCUUGGUCGUCCCCACUGCACAUGAUGCCCAAGGUGACAUCAGGCGACUGGCGACACUGUGGCGACUAUCAGGCCCACAGCAGCGAUACCAUUUCUGAUCGGCACUCCGUGCCUCAUCUUCAGGACUUUCCUGGAGCCCUUUUCGGCAAAGCGGCUUCUCGAAGAUUGAUCUGGUGCGUGCUAUUCAACAGAUUCCAGUCGCACCUGAGGAGAUCCUUAAAACAGCCGUCAACACACGCUUCGGUCUUUUCGAGUGCAUUUGCAUGUCGCUCGGUCUCCGUAAUGUCGCCAAAACGCUCUAGAGUUUCAUCGACCAUGUCUUUCGUGGCCUGUCCUUUGUGUACGCCUACAUUGAUGAGCGCUUGGUGGGCAGCCACAAUGAGGAAGAACAAAUAGAGCAUCUUGCGUUGGAGUUUGAACGCCUUGAUAGGUUUGGCGUUGUCAUCAACACCAAAAAGUGCGUGUUGGGUGUGCCUUCGUUCAAGGGCCUCGGCCAUCAGGUCGACACUGAAGGAUUACGUCAACUACACUCCAAGCCCGAAGCAGUGCGAAAUAUCCCACCACCAACCUCCAAGCGAAAGUAGCAGCGAUUCCUCGGCAUUGUCAAUUUUUACGGCCAGUUCCUACAGAACCGUGCUGACCUCAUGCUGCCGCUCACCAACAUGCUUUCUGGUCCCAAAGGCCCCCUCAAGCUGAUUAGUGACGCGCUGACUGCUUUUGAAAGUAUCAAGAAUUCCCUUGCCGACGCCAGUUUACUCACGCAUCCCGAUCCCGAAGCUCAGCUGUCUCUGAUGGUUGAUGCUUCGACCGUAGCCGUAGGUGCAGUCCUUCAACAACACCUUGCUGGUUCGACUCGACAACUUGCCUUUUUCUCCAAAUCAGCUCUUACCAGCUGAGACACGCUACAGUACGCUUGUCGAUGAACUACUCAGGAUGUCACUGUUUUCGCUGACCACAAACCGUUGACUUUUGCACUUCGUUCCCACUACGACAAGUACAAUCCGAGGGAAAUCACCCACCUGGACUACAUCUCCCAAUUCACCACCGACAUCCGCCACAUUGAUGGCACGAACUAUGAGGGGGCUGAUAUGCUGUCUAGACCCUCAUUGUUUUCCCUCCAACUGUCACACGGGACCGAUCUUUGCGUCACGGCGGCUGAGCAACAGCGAGUCGGUUGUCCUGGUGACGACUCUGUUAGUGGUCUUCAACUCAAAGACGUCCCUCUGACCACCGGCUCUGGUACUAUAGUUUGUGACGUCUCAACUCCCUUUCAUCGUCCUUUUGUGUCGGCCUUGAUGCGUCGAGCUGUAUUUCAAACUUUGCAUGGACUCUCCCACCCUGGGUUCAGAUCAUCUCAAAAACUCCUCGCGGAAAGGUUCGUCUGGCCUGGCAUGAACAAGGACGUCAAAGUUUGGACCCGGUCGUGUCUGAGAUGCCAGCGCAACAAGGUGCAGCGUCACAACAAGUCCCCACCAGGCACUUUCCCCAGUCCCGAUGCACAGUUCAGCCAUGUGUACCAGGAUGUCAUAGGCCCUUGCAUCCAUCCAAUGGCUUCACUCACCUCCUUACCUGUGUCGAUCGAUAUACCCGCUGGGCUGAAGCUAUUCCUUUGCCGAAUGUGCUGGCUGAAACCAUCGUGAAGGCCUUCGUCAGUCGUUGGGUUGCCAUGUUCGGUGCCCCAUCCACGGUUACGACUGAUCGUGGUGCCCAGUUUGAGUCGGCACUCUUCCAAACGCUACUCAAUUUCCUUGGCUGCACACGCAUUCGGACGACAGCCUACCACCCAGCUGCCAACCGUAUGGUUGAACGUUUCCAUCGCCAGCUAAAGACCGCCUUGCGUGCCGUAGAAGACCCAGAAAACUCUUCGGACAACCUUCCUCUUUCAUUCCUCAGCAUCCGCGCAGCUCUGUAG